Bathycoccus prasinos is the source of this 3360-nucleotide messenger RNA. RefSeq lists its product with no specific name. The transcript is spliced from 2 exons. Gene Ontology annotation, cellular component: membrane. NCBI's taxonomy places the organism in Eukaryota, Viridiplantae, Chlorophyta, Mamiellophyceae, Mamiellales, Bathycoccaceae. Bases 1 to 3360 code for a protein of 1119 amino acids. The record is from RefSeq and is a predicted model, not a curated record.
AUGAGGAAUAACAACAACACCGAGUACGACGACGACGAAAACGAAAACGAGGAGGAAAACAAAGUCGAAGAAGACAAAGAAGAAGAAGAAGAUGCUGUGUUGUUUUCUCCCGAUGAUGAUGAUGAUUUUCAACCCGUGCCUUCCGCGGUGAACACUCCCAUGAAUGCGUUUCAGAGAAGAGAUCAAAGAUACGAAGAAGAAGAAGAAGAAGAAAACGAGGACCGAGAAUCGACGUCGCCGAUGGUUUUUGGACGCGGUCGUACUCAUGAGAGCGACGCGUCAAAUGGACAGGAUUUUUUAGCGCAGACGAAGAAGAAUCAAAAGGACGAUUCGGCGAAAGCGUCGCCGGAUGGUGCUCGAAGCGAAGAAGGAGAGGAGGACGUCGAAACCGCCAAAAGUGGUGGUGGUGAGAUGGAAGAUGAAAACGUGGAGAUGAAAUCCCCGCUGGCGUUUUUGUUUCAGAAAAACAAAAGGAGAAAAGAGAACAACAAGAACAACGGCACGCCGAAAGAGUACGACCGAGACUCGUAUCGCCACGGCGCCAUGUGGGCGUCGAUUGGUUCGCCCGCGUUUCCUCACAAGAAUCAAAGCCGAGUGAUGAAUGCGAAUAAUUUCAACAACGAUAACAAUAACGAGAAUAGCGACAUUACCACCGGUAUGGACGAUACCAACAAUACCAUGAACGACGCCGAGAAUAAAAUGAAUAACAAUAAUAAUAAACAAGUUGAGUUUGAAGACGCCACGGAAUCGUUCGGAGGUUCAGCCGGAAAAGCCACAGAUUUCGGCGUGGACGAGAAAAUAAACAAUCGCAAUCGUGCAAAGAUGCGCAUGUCUUUACCAGCUAACCUCGCGCAGUCUGUCGCGAGUCCGCUACCAAUAUCGAAGCGCGUUUUAGACCGCAUCGAGUGCCUCGGCCCAGAAUUAGCGCGAGUGCAAAAGAUCAUGCUUUUGACGGGCAUCUUCCUCGACUUUUGGGGGAAGUUUUCGUUGGUCAGAGAGUUGAGACGUUUUUCCGUGACUGCCUCGUGGUUAUGGUUCUCCCUCGUGUUGAUUUUCUUCCUCAUCUCGGGAUGUUUGACGACGUCCUACUGGCUCUUGCACUACCCGAUGCCGGAGAAACCGGCAAAAGAGGACAAAGAAGCGAAUGCGGUGGUGUUUGGGUACACAAAAUACGACUUUAAAGUGUUUGUUCGACGUUUUGGUGCUAUUUGCGCAGCCUGUCAGCUUGGGACUGCGUUUGCCGCGUGGAGAGCGUUGAGAAGCCACGACGUGCGUCAGCGCAAAGCGGAGAUGGAUUUGCGCGGCAUGCAACUCGUUGAUUGCAUUUUUCUCUCUUUACCCGUGGCUACGUUGCAAUGCUACAUUGGCAUGAUGUGUUCAUCUCCAUUUGCCACGUGUCCAGACAGAAAUGGUUUCGAUUACGUUUUAUUCUCCGCCGUAGCUGGUGGUUUGCUCAGCGGGACGCUAUGUUUCGUUUCCUUGGAUUUGCACGAAAAGCCGCCGGCGUAUUCUUGGCGCGAAUAUUGGGGCGUGCACAAAGCGCACUUAUCAGAGAUGCUCGCCAAGUUCAACUUUAGAUUCUUCGAGCUCACGGCGCGCGUGGUGACGAUUGGUCUGUUCGCAUCCGUGUGUGGUGCCUGGGUGUUUUUGGUUUUCUUCGUGCACAUCUUGUGCAUCAUCGGUUUGAUGCGCAUCAAACUCUCGGGCGUUCCGGACAGAAAGAAAAUCUGGAGCAAGUUUGUAGAGUUGAAAAGCGUCGAGUUACCGUUUCAAUCAGCAAAACGAAUCGCCAAAAAUGGUGGCAAAAAGAAGACGAUCCGAAUUCCAGUUUUAGACGACGUGAAAUUGCUCGUGUGUUGCUUGAUUUGGCCGCCGAGUUGUUUCGUUUCAAACUCAACCGAUAAGAAAGGCCGAUUCUGGUGGCGUUCGACGACUUGUCCGAGGAAGACAUUCUGGGGAUUAACUCGCGAAGACGCAUUGAUUCCGUUCGUUUUAAUCUUGAUGCUCUUCGCGCUCGAAAAUGGUACCAUGCUCGUUGUCGUUACGCACGUCGCGGUGGACCAUUGGUACAGAUACUUGGGCAUGGCGACGUUUAUUAACUUCAUCUGGCUCUCUUCGGCAGUCAUUUGGAUAUCGUCGGCGGCGUUGUGGAACCCGUUCACACCAAAAGGCCCACCGUUGGCUUAUCCAAGCGCGAACGUCGCGGCGCCGGAAAACUAUCGACUUUCCUCGAUAUCUUCUUUCAAGGAUAAAAAAUCUUCGAUGGGCGGUAGACGUUCGGGAGUGAAGCCUUUUGCUCGACGCUCGAGAGCGUGGGUCUCGCCGACCGCAUCGCCAGUAAUUGAAGUCGAUGAGACUGGGAACAGUAACAAUAACAACGCUUAUGGCGAGAAUAUUGACGAAAAGUUCAACGCUGCUGCGGCGGAAGCGACCACGACGUCUCCGAUUCACGAAUACGACAACAACACUCAUCGCAUCGACACUUUUCGCGACCAUGGUGUCGUAGAAACGAUGAAUGAACGCGCCGGCGAUGAAGAAAUGGCUAUUGUUCGUUCGCCAGACGUCAUUGUGGACAUCAAUAACACUGCGUACAAAGUUGAAGACUCGGCUGGGGAAGAAGAGGAUGAAGAUAUGGAAAGCUUCCAAACGAACGAACCGUCGGCGUUCGCGAACAUGAUUGAUCGAACGGGCGAACACGAAAUGCUCCGGCGUUCGCUACAAUGGCAGCGUGCGUCUGAGGAAAUGAAGAAAUCAGUCACGGACGUCAAGAUGAGAGCUGAAACGGAUUUAGCCGCGGCGCGAGCGGCGAUGAAUUUCUUAAAUAGAGAAAGUGUCGAGUCUGCCCAAGGCGAAUCGGACAAAAAUUACGCCGAGGAGGAGCAGGAAGAAGAUGAUGAUGACGACGAGGAAGAAGAAGAGUUAAACCGAACCAUGAGUAGCGACGCGUACAUCGAAUCGAUGCAAAAAGGUAGGAUGACGAACGAAGUGACCGGCGAUGCGUACGUGGAUGCAAUGCGCUCUCCGGGAGGAUCCAUUGCGAGCGACGGAAACUCGCCGCUUGGAAAAAUGAAUAGCAUGAAUAGUCCGAGAGAACAAGAGCAAGAACGCGGGGAAGAAGAACGAGAAGUUGCCGACCCGUGGGGUUUCGACGAAAAUAAGUUGAAGAUUGAAAACUCCGUCGAUGUUGACGAUGACGAUAUUGUGAACAACGAAUCGCCGACGACGUUUCCGAGCCGAAGAAACUCUGGUACGUUACAGACACCCAUGUUCUCUCCAGUUGCCCAACAACCGAAAUACGCGGACGAAGACGAAGAUGAGGAGACGAAGCAACCAAACGCAACGUUCUGCGAAAUACUUUAA